Molecule: messenger RNA, 2547 nt
Organism: Dendronephthya gigantea
Lineage: Eukaryota; Metazoa; Cnidaria; Anthozoa; Malacalcyonacea; Nephtheidae
Product: ATP-dependent DNA helicase RecQ-like
Exons: 2
Coding region: 1051-2547 (498 amino acids)
Biological process (GO): double-strand break repair via homologous recombination
Cellular component (GO): chromosome; cytoplasm; nucleus
Molecular function (GO): nucleic acid binding; four-way junction helicase activity; 3'-5' DNA helicase activity
Source: RefSeq, a predicted model, not a curated record
UAAUCAAUAUGCAUAAUAAUCAUUCAAUACCUCAUUAUAAAACUGAACUUCUAAUGUUCUCCUCAGGUCAGUGAUACUGCUAAUUUCAUCAAAAGCAGUCUCCAGUAGGUUAUCUCUGUCAACCAAAAUAAAAUUGGUUUCCCCUUCGCAUACGGUUGAAGGAUCCUGUACAUCAAGAGCUCUACCAUAGACCACAUUGAGCUGGAGGGAUCUCAAAAUCUCGACGGGGUUGACAACUUCAUGUUGCUCACAAUAUUUUAAAGUUGACUCAACAGCAUCUUCUAAAGAAUGAUUGCUACCAAAUAUACCAUCAACAUUACCUCCAACAUCUUGCCUGCUUUCUUCUGUUUCAUGGUGUGUCACCAUUAUGUUCUCAUCAUUAUCAUCUAUGAUGAUUUCCUCUCUCUGAGAAUGGUCAUUGGCAUUGAAGGAACCUUGCUGUUCUCUUGUUCUUGAAUUGAGGUCAGCCUCUGAAGCAGGAUCACUUCUCACAUGGCUCUCAAUCGGCUCAUAACUAGUACUAGUGCCAGAGUCCUCAUCAGCAUUUCUCACAGGGUUUACACUUAACUCACCACUGUUACCACUGGUACUAUUGCCAGCAUUGUCAUCAGGACUGUCAUUGAUUAAUUUAGUUGAGCAAAGCCAUAUGUGACUUCGCAAAUCUUUAACCAAGAACUCUUGUUGGCAAAGGUUGCACGUUUCUUUAAUAGAAGAAAUAUUGGUAUCUUUACCAACAGGUGUUGUUGAAAGUGAUUGUUGAAUAGGCCUUAGAUAAAUUUUAGCUUGUCCACCGCCUAGGGAAGCUUUGAGGUCGCUUGCUGACCACGAUGAGUUGAUGACAGAUAGAUCCCUGCAGUUGGGCAUGCAUAACAUCAUUUCAAAACCACCAGCAGAACCAACCUCGUACCCAGGGUCUUUACUCGUGGGGAGAAAAGACCCUGGUUGCCGCUGGUCACGUGGCCUAUAAAAAUUGCAUCGCCUCAGGGGGUGUGGAGAAAGUAUCAUAUUACAUGCUUCCACUUGUUAGCUGUCAUUUCUGCUGUCGUCGCCAUGUUGGAAUACAUUGCCUUUUUCUCGUGCUUGGAAUUUGCGGUUUUAAAUAGUUUAUAUAAAAAAAUUACCUUAAAACCAAAGCAAGUUAUCUGUCUUGAGAGUAUUUACUUGCAAAAGGAUGUUAUGUGCGUUUUACCAACGGGAUAUGGAAAAUCUCUGAUCUUCCAUCUUACGCCUGUACUGUUGUUCGCGAAACAUAAAUUGCGCGGUUCUAGUUCGAAAUCGAGUAUUUCAACGGAACAGAUAGAUUCAAUAGUCAUCGUUGUAUCGCCUCUUAAUUCCUUGACGAGUGACCAAAUAUCUCGCUUAAGUACGAGUGGAAUCCGAGCGUCCGUUUUGAAUGUGAAAGAGCCGAGAAGUCGGGAACUUGAUUCUGACGAGGAAUAUAUGAACGAUGAUGUAGAUGUCGAUUUCAGUCUGUGCGAAGAGAACAAUUUACGUGUUGGAGCUUAUAACAUUGUUUUUGCGCAUCCAGAGACUUUGAUUUCCAGUAAAUAUGGACGGGAAUUAUUGCUGAGCAAUAUCUACCAAGAGAAUGUUGUUGCUAUUGUCGUAGACGAGGCUCAUUGUAUAGUGGAAUGGGGGAAAGACUUUAGGAAAGAUUACGGAAAACUGGGAGUAUUAUGUGCAUUGUUCCCAGAUGUCCCAUGUCUUGCCAUGACUGCAACAGCUAAUAGGAUGGACAUGAAGGCUAUUCAGGACUCACUUGGAUUGAAAAAUUGCAUUUCUAUUGUUGCCAAUCCAGAUAGGAAAAAUAUUUUUUACAGUAAAAUAUUUCGAUCUGGACAAGACAUUGAUGCUGUCAAGUCUAUUUUGGAGCCAAUUGCAAUUGGUCUUCUCCAAGAAAAGAAUCAAUAUCCUUUAACAAUUGUGUAUACACCCUUAAAGAUAUGUGGAUUUGCAUAUAAAUUGUUUGAGCAUAUUCUUGGUCCCCAACAGUAUUACCCUCCAGGUGCUAAACCAACCCCAUCAAAUAGGUUGUUUGCUCAGUUCCAUGCACCACAAACUGACCAAAUGAAAGAAGAGAUUUUGAAACAGCUUUGCUCAAAAAGAAGUAUUAUUCGGGUGGUUUUUGCAACUGUUGCCAUUGGAAUGGGUGUGGACAUACCUAAUAUACGUCAGGUGAUUCAUGUUGGACCUCCAUAUUCAGUCAAGGCAUAUUUUCAAGAGACUGGGCGUGCUGGAAGGGAUGGCAAGCCAUCAACAGCUAGCCUAUAUUACAAUAACAGAGAUAUUGGUAAGAAUAGAGUUGAUAUGCAAGACGAUAUGCGUAACUUUUGUUCGACUUAUUGGUAUGCACCAACUCGAGUGUGCUUGAUAUGUAAAUGUAUGAAGCACCCGCAUAGCAGAUAUAUUUACAUAGCAAGCACACUCGAGUUGGUGCAUACCAAUAAGUCACAUGACAGGUAUAUUGAUAUACCUGAUUUGGACAACAUUAAUGACAGCGGCUGUAUAUAUAUAUACAACCUUUUUGACAACAACUGUAUAUACUAA